GUCCAAACGUUACGCGUGCAGCUCAAAACACGUAUUACGGUCGCCGCAGAUGGUGUCUUCGUCAACUCCGCCAUUGCGGCGCUGGUUGGCGUCGCGUGUGCUGUUUGUGGUGUCGUUCCUGGACAUGCUGGGCGUGUCGAUGAUCAUCCCGUCGCUACCGCAGUACGUCAAGUCGAUGGACGGCGGUGCGAUGGUGUUCGGGCUGCUCAUGUCAAUUUACGGCUUCAUCCAGUUCUUCGCGGCACCCAUCGUGGGCAGUCUGAGCGACCACUACGGCCGCAAACGCGUGCUGCUCGCGUGUUUCAUCGGCACUUCAACUGGCUAUCUACUACUAGGUCUGUCCUGGAAUAUCUACAUCGUGCUGCUCUCUCGAAUUCCUGCCGCGCUCUUCAAACACACACUGGACAUCAUCAAGGUGGCCAUCACAGACGGAGAGGAGGCCGACAAACGCUCCGCGUCUAUCGGUCGUCUCAAUGCAGCAGCUAACGCCGGCUUCAUUAUCGGUCCUGCUAUCGGCGGCUACGUGAGCUCCGUGCCCAAUGGCUUCAACUAUACGACACUGCUAACUACGGCGCUGUUCGGUGUCAAUUACUGCCUCGUGUCGUUCUUCUAUCUCGACCCGAGGGGUCAGGGAUUCAUACCAACGACUGCAGUGGAGGCUGAACACAAGGACGAGAAGGAGAGCCAUCACCAUCACGUGGACUGGAGACAUUUGCUGCACAACGCGUGGACGAAGCUUCUCGGCUUCCGCGACAUCGUGAACGAGUCUAAACCGGCACAGACAUUACUGGUGGCGAGACUGCUGCUGUCCAUGGCGGCUAUUCUGUACCGUACUCACUUUUCUGUGCUGCUGGAGGACAAAUUCGGUAUGGACUCGAAGGAUCGAGGGUUUAUGCUGAGCUACAUGGGGCUGCUGGGCUUUUUCGGAAGCUUCUCGGUGGGUUUUGUUACCAAGUUCGUGAAGUCCGAGAGGCUGGUGCUGCAGCUGUCUGCUAUUAUCUACGUGAUGACGUUCUUUGCGCUCUCGAGUGCCACGACGAUCAGCGCAGUGUACAUUACGCUGGUGCCGCAAGUCAUUUCCAUCAGGUAAAGUGGAGUGUAGUAGGCCUUACGGUGGGUGGCUCUAACUUGUGUGUUGUAUCUGCAGCAUCAUUCGUGCUAGUUCAGUGGCGUUACAGACCACAUUUGUUUCGCAGGAGCAUGUGGGCGCCUUCAUGGGCAUCUCCUCCUCCUUAACGGUGGGUCUGCAUCAUUAUGCUAAAAAGCUACUCAGGUUGUUCACAGUUUUGCUCUGAUCUGUGUUUUAUUAGUCCAUUUCCAGAACUGUCGGACCAAUUUUGUCUGGGUGGACGUACAUUGCUUCAAUCGAUGGACCAGCGUACGGUGCCGCGUGUCUUGCUGCAGUGAGCGCUGGACUAUUCUGUUUCUCUCCACACUUCGCAAAAGUGGGCGAUUCAUACGCGGUUGACGUCGAGAGAAAGAGUAACAGGAGGUCGAAGAAGAAAGCUGUCGACUAGACAGCGACUACCGACCGGGUCGGUACUGCGGGAGUUUUCGUCUGGAAGCUCUGGCUCCACUCGCCUUUGCCCGCAGCAUUCCACGAUCGGAGCAUAAAUUCAUAGACUGUGUUGAACUGUAGACCUUCUAUCAGUGCACUCUGCUGACGAGACUUGCGGUUGUGCACCACGCUCUCCAAACACCACGUGACGGUGCUGUUACCCACCGACUUUUUGUCCUCCUGACCAGUACUCGUCUCGCUUUCAUUCUCACUUGCCAGCCGCCGAUAUCGCAGUUCGUACUUGUCGAUGAUAGCGCCGUUGGACAGCGGAGUCUGCCAUGAAGCUCGCAGCAGACACUUGUACACAGUUUGCUGCAUGUCGGAUGUUGUUGUGAUGACCACUUCGGACGCAUAGCUACUUGAAAAAGAGACAUCGUUUGUUGGUGGCGAUGGUAGCGAUGGAGGUUCCUCCAGUAGUCUAAUGCAUGCUGCACUGUCAGCUACAAUAGCUUUAGAGUCUCGACUUCUGUCUGAAAUAGCUGCGUGUGCACAACACUCGCCGACGAUCUGUAUUGGGGUCUGCUUCAAGUAGCAAGCGGUCGAUCGAUCCGCUCCGUUGAGAAGCAACCAUUGCACAACUUCUGGGCGUGAAUAUGCGCUUGCCACGAACAAAGGAGUCGCGUUUUGCAACAUCCACCAGUACAUCCCUUCCCACUGAAGCGUCCAAGCUGGCAUGGCAGUCGUGAACGGAGCUGAAAUCGCCUCGAUGUGAGUCAAAAUCACACGCUUCACAUCUACGAAUAUAAAGCAGGAGGUGAAUAACCAGAACUUAACGUUAAUUAAUGACGCGACUUACUGGGUAAGUCUCCGGUUAU
Molecule: messenger RNA, 2373 nt
Organism: Phytophthora nicotianae INRA-310
Lineage: Eukaryota; Oomycota; Peronosporomycetes; Peronosporales; Peronosporaceae
Exons: 2
Coding region: 50-1090 (346 amino acids)
Biological process (GO): transmembrane transport
Molecular function (GO): transmembrane transporter activity
Source: RefSeq, a predicted model, not a curated record